CCCGUUGACGACCUUUCACUCUUCAGCUUUAUACAAAUUCUCACGAGACAUAACUAUUUGUACUCACUACUUACUACGAUCACUACCUGAUUCGCUGUAUUGCUCUUGCAUUAACAAACUCUGCUAAGAACUUUAUCACCUUGUACUAUUUGCAAAUCGACCAUGCCUUCCACAGUAGAAUAUCGUGCUGGGAAGCGACCUCGCACCCAAUCUUUACCUCCUCCGGCUCUCCCCCAACUUGUUGCCGAACAGCACGUACCCAUAGCCUCCAAUGACAAGGACAGUCAGAGACUCAUAGUAGUCUUAUCCAAUGCCAGUCUAGAGACAUACAAGGCCUCCCACGGUGGCGGCGCUGGUCGUGCCGGUAUGCAGCGUGAGGACAAGUACUCGCUUCUCAACAGCGACGAGCACAUAGGAGUGAUGCGCAAGAUGAACCGAGACAUCAGCGACGCCCGACCCGAUAUUACACAUCAGUGUCUCCUUACCCUUCUGGAUUCGCCCAUCAACAAAGCAGGCAAGCUGCAAAUAUAUAUACAGACUGCAAAGGGUGUCCUCAUCGAGGUGUCGCCUACUGUCCGUAUUCCCCGAACGUUCAAGCGAUUUGCCGGUUUGAUGGUUCAGCUGCUCCAUCGCUUAUCUAUCCGCUCUACCAACUCGCAAGAGAAGCUCCUCCGAGUCAUCCAGAACCCGAUUACGGACCAUCUUCCACCCAAUUGCCGCAAGAUCACUCUAAGCUUUGACUCGGCCACCGUGCGCGUACGAGACUACAUGCAGACUCUUGGGCCAAAGGAAAGCAUAUGUGUCUUCGUGGGUGCCAUGGCCAAAGGCCCAGACAACUUCGCCGACGAGUAUGUAGACGAGAAGAUCUCAAUUAGCCAAUACAGCCUUUCGGCUAGUGUUGCAUGCAGCAAGUUUUGCCACGCUGCUGAGGACGUCUGGGACAUCCUCUAAGAUAGUCUCCUAAGCUGAGCCCCUCGAGGAGGAAAAGGGGAAUGUAAGAGGAGGGUAGGUAGUGGAACGUAUUAGAACGAUACGUCGGCUUUACGUCGUGCCUAUUGGAUGAGUUUAAGCGGAUUAAGCUGCGGAAGAGUGAGCUGGAUAUUGGAGCAUCUGUUGUUGAGCCAUCCGCUUCUAGG
Messenger RNA from Daldinia decipiens, 1136 nucleotides. Its product is annotated as nucleolar essential protein 1. Gene Ontology annotation, cellular component: nucleolus; small-subunit processome. The coding region runs from base 163 to 951 and encodes 262 amino acids. The transcript has 4 exons. NCBI's taxonomy places the organism in Eukaryota, Fungi, Ascomycota, Sordariomycetes, Xylariales, Hypoxylaceae. Gene Ontology annotation, molecular function: rRNA (pseudouridine) methyltransferase activity; rRNA binding. The record is from RefSeq and is a predicted model, not a curated record. Gene Ontology annotation, biological process: rRNA base methylation.